AGUUUGGGUUUGCUUCUGUUCAGUUCUGGCGUUUACAGCUUCCAGGAUGAGCCAGCAGGAAUUUGUGGCAUCUGCUUGCAGUUCCAGGCGUGGUGCUUUUCCACAGCCAGGAGCAGCGAGCCCAGGACACUCCUCGAAGUGCAGCUGUGUUUUGGGAAGGGAGCAGAGAUCAGCCCGGGUUCUGCCACUUGGGAUGGGGUUUGGAGCUGCCACCAGGCUGGUUUUCCUCAGCUGCUGCCCAGCGUAGUCUGCAGAUACUUGUUGAAUCCUGAGGGCACCCACUGGGAGCUCUGCAGGGCCCUGCAGCUCCUCUGUGCCUGUGUGCAUUAGUGAGAGGUUGUAGCUCCAGGCCUUUGAAAUUCCAGGAACUUGAGCCAUGUUCCUCCUGGGAAAAGCAGGGAGGACCUCGUGGGCCAGCAUUAAUUUGUGUGAUACUAAGUUGGAUUUAGGGAGACUGGGGAAGGGAAGGAGAAACUAAAAAUAAUUACCAAUAAGCCAAAAUAAUAUUAAAUAAGUUUUAGUUAAAUUAAUUUAAAUAAACCAAAUAUUAUUAGAGGCAGGCUUUUGGCAUGCAGUCUUGAAUUGUCAUGUGGUAGUUAUUUGAAAGACUUCACUUGGUGGGAGGGUUUUCUUUAUUUUUUUUUUACUCAGCCUGUGCCCCUUUAGUCCUGGGCCUCCCCUGGCAUGGGGGUUUUUCUGAGGAGUGUUGUUCUUUCUUUUCACUUUCUUGUGAGACACUCGAGUUCUUCCAGUGCUCCAGAAGCAGCCAGCUGUGCCUUGGGAACGUGGAGCUUUGUAGCCUUAUUUGGGAAGCUGCUUCCCAGGCACAGCUCAGCACUCUGCUGUCACUGCUGUCCCUCCCCUGCUGAGCAGCACCGACCUCCUUCUAAGAAACUGCACUGCUGAUCGAUCCAUCAGUGAAUUGUGGAGCCCAGGAUUUGUAAGGAAGAGCCUUGAGUCUCCCCACAUUGAGACUACUGAGACAAGUAUGUUGCUUGUAACACCUACAAGAAGACAAGUAGAGGUAUUUGCCAUGUUCAGCUAAUCUGAUUCCUCCUCAGGUGGCUGCUGUGGCUCUGAUGAGAAGCAAUAUGUGUAUGGAGGCUGGGCCUGGGCUUGGUGGUGCAUUACUGACACCCAAAGGACAUUUUUUCUGGAACUGCCAGUGCUGCAAGCAAGAGAGACAGGAGCAAUUGUGUUGCUGUCAGCGGCAUCCCGCCAGAGUGUCUUUGGAGGUUUUGACCAUCCUCUGUCGCUGCGAGAAUGUUGAGACGUCGGAGGGGGUCCCCCUGUACGUAACAGGGGUUGCACAGGUGAAGAUAAUGACCGAGAAGGAGCUCCUGGCUGUGGCCUGUGAGCAGUUCUUGGGGAAGAACGUGCAGGAUGUGAAGAACGUGGUCCUGCAGACUCUGGAGGGACACCUGCGCUCCAUCCUAGGUACCCUGACAGUGGAGCAGAUCUACCAGGACAGGGACCAGUUUGCCAAGCUGGUGCGGGAGGUGGCAGCUCCUGACGUGGGUCGCAUGGGGAUUGAGAUCCUGAGUUUCACCAUCAAGGAUGUCUAUGAUAAAGUGGAUUACCUGAGCUCCCUGGGGAAGACUCAGAUUGCAGCUGUCCAAAGGGAUGCAGACAUUGGAGUGGCAGAAGCUGAGCGGGAUGCUGGCAUUCGGGAGGCAGAGUGCAAGAAAGAAAUGCUGGAUGUCAAGUUCAUGGCAGAUACCAAAAUAGCAGAUUCCAAACGGGCUUUUGAGUUACAGAAAGCUGCCUUCACUGAGGAGGUCAACAUUAAGACUGCUGAGGCCCAGCUGGCCUACGAGCUCCAGAGCGCCCGGGAGCAGCAGAAGAUCCGUCAGGAGGAGAUCGAGAUCGAGGUGGUGGAGCGCAAGAAGCAGAUCGAGGUGGAGGAGAAGGAGGUGGUGAGGAUGGAGAAGGAGCUGACGGCCACCGUGAAGCAGCCGGCCGAGGCCGAGGCCUAUCGCAUCCAGCAGAUCGCCGAGGGCGAGAAGGUGAAGCAAAUCCUCCUGGCUCAGGCGGAGGCAGAGAAGAUCCGCAAGAUCGGAGAGGCCGAGGCUUUUGUGAUCGAGGCUGUUGGGAUGGCGGAGGCUGAGGGGCUGAAGCUGAAAGCAGAAGCGCUCCAGAAAUAUGGAGAAGCUGCCCAGCUGGCUCUAGUGCUGGAUGCACUGCCUGAGAUCGCUGCCAAAGUGUCUGCUCCCCUCUCCAAAGUGGAUGAGAUCGUUAUUCUCAGUGGAGAGAAAGGUAGCACCAUGUCUGAUGUGAACCGUCUCCUGGCUGAGAUCCCCAACUCCGUGCGUGCCAUCACUGGUGUGGAUCUCACAAAGCUUCCUCUGUUCCAGAAAGCCACUGAGGCCAAGGAAUGAGGUUGGCCAACCCAAAGCUAGUGAAGAUCACUCCCUGUUAUGCACUCAGACAUCAACUGCCUUCAACACAUGGGAAUUCCUUUUAUAUCAAAGACAAUCCGAGUUUUGUUUGUAACUGGUGCCUUAUUUUGUAGGGCCAGAAAAAUGCAUGUCCUGUCUGCUGCUCUUUUUAUUCCAAAGCUAAAAGGAUUUAUUUUCUAAUUAACUUUGUGUUGUCUCAGGCCAAUCCCAUCCCCAGUUAUGACUGGCAGCUUGUCUGGUGUUGCAGUCCCCUGUGCCUUGCUGUUCUCUGCCCUGGGGUGAACACCUGGGACUUGGAGCAGAGGUUUGGGAUGGGGAGUUUUAGGAAGAGAACCAGGACCCCCCUCUCCUGGGCUCCUUGUCCUCUCUCAGUGACCCUCCUGGGCCCUGUCCCAGCCCUGCCUCUGCCCACAGCUGUCCCUGUGGUUGGCUCUCCCUGUCCCUGUGUCUCACCCCCAGGGCCCCUGCAGUGCCAGCAGCUCUGCCCAGGCUGGGUGGGUGGCAGUCAGCCCCCCAAGGAAGGUGACAAUCCAGCACUAGCAGUGGGUGCUGCCCUCUCCCAUGCCUGGGGAAUUUUCCUGACAGGAUGUGAAGCAGGGAGAGCUCCAGGGGACAGAGGGAGCCCAGCUCAGCCCUGGUGAGAUCUCACCGCCACGAAUACCAAAAAGUAGUGCUGUGCCAAAGCCACCCAUCCCCUGAGAGGGCAGUGAAGCCACUGUGGCUGCCGUCCUCAGGUGCUGUGACCUUCCCAACCCCACAGCUGCUCAAGCAGAGUUGUGGUCAGAGGUGGGUGGGAGACCAGCAGGACACUGAGGUGGGGACAGGCUCCUCCAGCACAGCCUGUACAGCUGCCCCUGCCUCCCUCCCUCCCCCUGCCUCUUAUGGCCAGUGGUUUUGCUGCCUUGUGACAAUGUGAAGGAGAUUGUCCCCCCUGUGUGCCUGUCCUCCCCACAGUGCCACCAGAGCCCUGUGCUGGCCCGUGCCCUUCCCAGCCUGUCCCAAUGCCCAUGCUCAGUGUGGCUGGCACCGUUCAGUGUGUGCAGUCAGCCUGGCACUGCUGGCAGCGGGGGCUCUGGGGGUCCUGCACCCCCAGCUUGGUGCCCCUCCCCGUGCCACAGGGCGGCUGCAGGUCCCUCCCGGAGGUGUCCUUUGCCAGGAGUGACCCACGGCGGGUGCUGCGGGGCCCCCCGUGCCCUCCGUGCCUCCGGGCGAGGGAGCGGCGUUAUCAGCCCCCGGCCUGCGCUGGCCCGCGGGCAGCGGGCGGGAUCUGGCGCUGGCCGGGCAGGCGUGCCGCGCCGGGCCGGGCUCUAUCUGCAUGUGCCGCCACCCCGCUGCCAUGAGAUAAUAAACCCUUGAAUAAACCCUUGUCACCUCC
Molecule: messenger RNA, 3774 nt
Organism: Haemorhous mexicanus (house finch)
Lineage: Eukaryota; Metazoa; Chordata; Aves; Passeriformes; Fringillidae
Product: flotillin-2
Exons: 13
Coding region: 1080-2378 (432 amino acids)
Biological process (GO): regulation of myoblast differentiation; protein localization to plasma membrane
Cellular component (GO): plasma membrane
Source: RefSeq, a predicted model, not a curated record